AUGUUUUUCCUACGCGCGGGCUCUCGCCUCUCUCCCUCCCUGCGGCACAACACAGCCAUCCUCCGCAGCUACUCCAGCUCCCAAAUUCCCGCUGAUCUCGAUUCGAUUCUUGCGACACCAAGCUGGUCGGUACGAUCCUUGCUUCCCGAUGAAAGUUCUCAAUCAGCCACGCCUCCAGUCACACCGGAGAAACUCCGCCAUCUACUUCGCCUAUCAGCCUUGCCGCAACCCUCGAGCGCAGAAGAAGAGCAAUCCAUGCUGCGCACGUUAGAGUCACAAAUACAUUUCGUGAAAGAGAUGCAGCAGGUUGAUACUACUGGCGUGGAGCCAUUACGUAUCAUUCGCGAUGAAACACCCGCUGCUGUGAAAGAAACAACUAUCGGGCUUGACCAGCUUCGCGAUGCGCUCGCCAAGGAACAAGUCAGUGGGCGACAAAGGAGGAUAAAGCGGAUUCAGACCGAGAAGAAUAACCAACCCGAUGGACCAGCUUGGGAUGGAAAUGCACUUGGCUCUGCUUCUAAGACGAAGGGGAGAUACUUUGUUGUUGAAAGCAGCAGUAAAUGA
Messenger RNA from Penicillium angulare, 564 nucleotides. Its product is annotated as DUF726 domain protein. The transcript has a single exon. Gene Ontology annotation, molecular function: glutaminyl-tRNA synthase (glutamine-hydrolyzing) activity. The record is from RefSeq and is a predicted model, not a curated record. Gene Ontology annotation, biological process: glutaminyl-tRNAGln biosynthesis via transamidation; regulation of translational fidelity. Bases 1 to 564 code for a protein of 187 amino acids. Lineage: Eukaryota; Fungi; Ascomycota; Eurotiomycetes; Eurotiales; Aspergillaceae.